This is a messenger RNA of Plutella xylostella (diamondback moth), 4986 nucleotides long. RefSeq names its product Sprouty-related protein with EVH-1 domain (gene Spred). Gene Ontology annotation, biological process: negative regulation of MAPK cascade; multicellular organism development. Lineage: Eukaryota; Metazoa; Arthropoda; Insecta; Lepidoptera; Plutellidae. The record is from RefSeq and is a predicted model, not a curated record. Gene Ontology annotation, cellular component: membrane. Gene Ontology annotation, molecular function: protein kinase binding.
AACUUGCUAAACUUGCGCCUUUCAUUGAAUAACCCGGAGUGUUUUUCUUACGCAUGCGCUGUGAGGCCCGUCGAAGGGCCGAACAAAAACGGUUCGAAAGUAAAUCUGAUGUAUUUAUGUCAGAAAAAUGGUGAAAUCUGUGAAGUGGCUACUAGGAAUUAAGAUAUUCUUCAUUUCCAAUCAUGACCGAGGGAUAUGAGGAGACAUGGUUGGUGCGGGUGCGGGCACAAGUGAUGUGCAGGGACGAGGCGACGGGCGGCUGGCUGGCGCUGGGCGGCGGCGGGCUUGCCAACGUGUGCGUCGGGAAGAGGAAGGUGGACCGCGCCGCGCAGGGGGCUCAAGAUGGCGAUGAAGCCUCGGCCUCCACCUCCGCGCCCGCCCAGCUCCCGCGCCACUCCCCAGACGGCUUCGCGCCGCCGCCCAGGGAGAAGUACGAGUACUUCAUACACGGGGUGCGCAUCAGCGAUGAUACGGAGGUCCUAUCCUGCACCAUAAAGAAGGACUUCCAGUACAACAAAGUGAUGCCGACAUUCCACCACUGGGUGACGGAUGACAAGCGUUACGGCCUGACGUUCCAGACCGCGGCGGACGCGCGCGCUUUCGACCGCGGCGUUCGGACCGCUAUCGAGGAGCUGCUGCAAGGUCUGGGCGGGGCGUGGCCGUGUCUUCACGCGUAUAAAGUAGACAAACCCGAAGAAGAGAAGGAGAGAGAUAAGGAGAGGGAGAAGGAAAGAGAGAGAGAGGAGGAUGAGGAAGGCAACAUCUUCGAGUGUCUCAACCUGCCGUCGGAGUCGCGGUCCAGUUCAGAGGGUUCCUCAGCGGCGCGGGAGAGGCGGCUCGAAGACAUCAACCAGACGCCGAUACUGUCCGCCAUCACGCUGCCACGGCAUAGCCCUAGAUCAUCACUGAAGCGAUACGGGGGGUCGGGCGAGGGGGAGAGGAUGGGUGCUGAAGACGGGAGUUCUGACCAUUGCGCUUAUGUCCAGUUGUCAGCGCAUCACGAGUACACCUACCCCCAGGUGCCGGGCUCGGGGUCUCCCAACACCAAGCCACCGCUAAUGAGGAAGGACUCAGGCUCAAUGAAGAAGCGAGCCGUGACUGCGUUCAGCGACCCCCCGCCGCUGCCGGACAAGAAACCCAUCCGCACAGAACAGUUCCAGGCACGGCUGAAGUGCAGACACUGCCACGAGUGGUAUCUAGAGAGCGCGAACCGGCCCGGCGCCUGCGAGUUCUCUCCCGACCGCUGCCGGAGCUGUGUGGACACCGUGACCUGCAUCAAAUGCGCACAGUUCCCUCCGCAGUGUCUGCUGUACCACUGCAUGUCGGACUCGGAGGGCGACUACAACCAGCGACCCUGCGCCUGCGACGAAGUGACACAUAACUGCGCUAAACGCUGGCUCGGCUUAGCGCUCCUAAGCAUCUUAGUCCCUUGCCUCUGCUGCUACGCACCUCUGAAGUGCAUGCACCGCGCCGCCCGCGCCGCGCACCUCGCCGGGGGCUCCCACAGCCCCCAGUGACCCCGGAGGGAGGGUCCGGACAACCAGCCCGGACCCACACUCACCCCCAGGGAAUGUUCUGCACAACCUGAACGGAGACCCGCUGAGAUGGAAAUGACUGCUAUAAGAAGAGAUAGGCUUAGAGAAUCUAAAAGGUCCUGUUUGAGCGAAGGAACCAGGUCUCCGAGACAAGAGACGGUUAAAAAAGCAGCGAGUGAUCAAGAAGUGGCUCGCAGGAUGGCAGGGGAUAGGUUGUCUCCGGACGAGCCAGCGCUGGCUCGGGGUGGUAGAACAGCAAGCGGAGCAGUGGUCUACAGACGACUGUCAAGUGAGAACGAAUAUGAUGUGGAUAAAGAUAGUAAACGGUAUGAAGAGGUCACCUUAUCAGAUAACCUGAAAAGGGUGAGAGAUAAUCUAGAGAAUGUUGAAUUUAUUGACGAUGAUGAUGCUAAAGAGGUUGAAGCUGUUGCAUCCGUCAAAGAGGAAGAUAAUAAGACUCCAUCCAAUGAAGAAGGGUCACAGAAGGCUAUAACCACAGAAGCGAUAGUUUACGAACAACCAAGAAGAAGCCAGUGACAUGAGUAGGGCUGUGGCAAAGCUGAAUAAAUAACCAAUGCCAAUAGCGAUUAAGAGUAAUCCGUAAUUAAGCUUCUUUUUCUUAUUGUGACAUCGCAAAGGUAAAAUUAAAUUUAAUGCCAAUGUUUUUAUAUUUAGAAAAUUUAAAGUUGAAAAUUUAAUGUGCGUAAUAUUUUAUUAUUGUGUCUUCUACAAUGGUGGUACUGCUAUAGCGGUAUUUGCCAUUAAAAGCGUAGUUUUAAACAAGCUUGAUUAUGGACCCGAAAAUUUGAAAGGACUUUGAUUAGAUUUGGCAAAGGCACACCCUCAUAUGUGUCUUAAAAAAGGAAAUGCUUUGGAAGUGUUGUAAGUCAAAGAAGAGUGCUCAUGUACAACUAUUUCUAAACGGAUGUGGUUUUAAUGACGGAAAAAGAGAUAUUGGACUCUUUGGUUGAAAUAGUUUUAGAUGACUCGUGUAGAGUCUAUUUGGACGAAAGUGUUAAAGAAAUAGUUACAUGAUAACAAAAGGACAGUAAAUCGAUAAGUGUAGUUGAAAAAUUGACUGUGAAAAGUGUUAAGAACGGACAAGAUUGUGAAGGAAAUGCAAUGGACAUACUCAGUGUGAAGUCAUUUGUCUCAUUUAUUAUUAUAGGUGUAGAUGAAGAAUGUCUAUCCUUUUUGACUAUAGAAAUAAUGAAAUCGUUUUUUGUAUAGUCUUAAGUAUUUGCUUCUGCAUCUGACGUUAGGAUCAAAUAAACUUUUCCAUCUAUCAACAUUUACAAGGUUCCUUUUGGUCCUAACAAUGUAAGCUAUAUUUUUUUUUACACAAAUAAAUUAUAUUUUAUAUUUAGCUUUGGAACAAGAUCUGCUAAAAACCAUGACAAACAUAAGUAGACCUGUUUACUGACACAUCAUCAUAUAAGUUUUCUUCGUGUACUGUUAUGGGCAAACUUCUUGGCACGUUUUUAGCGUAGUGGGGCAAUAGAUUGAGUGACUAACCAAUCACAUUCAACUCAGAUUAUCUAUCACUUAGCAUACGAUCUCCCAUUCUGUACUAGACACCUAAACUUGGCUUCUGCCCAAAAAGUUUGCACAUAACUAUACCCUGUAUUCAUGAUAAAAACGUUUGUAUAGGUUUACCCAUACACUAAAAUAUUUAAUUCAAAUUGGUUCCGCGAAUAUAAAUCAAUCCAAUAGCUGCAAGUGUCAGUUAAAAUUAUGAGUGUCAGUUGUAUUUACCGUGCCAUAUUAUAAAAUUAUAUUUAAGUUUUACCUGGUUUUAGUCUUCCACGAAAUCUGAAAAAAACUGGCCAUGCUUUUUAAUCUGUUUAAUGUUUAAAUAUCGUUGGCUCUAUUUUGUAAUCAGCAAUCUGUGUUAUACCUAGUUAAAUUUAUGACUGUAAGUGAUUAUUGCUUGCCACUGUUAGUUUGAUUUCGUAAAGAUUAGCAGGUAACUUGUUACGUGAUAAUCAGUCUUGUGAGACUUAUUUAGUUACGUUAUAAAUGUCUACUAAGAAUAUAUUGCUAAUGUUGCUUAUUCUUAUUGACAUAUCUGGUAUUAGCCUUUCGCAUAAAUUAUUAUAAAUAUUUAGUUUACUGCUUCUACUUAAGAUUUUUACAUUUGACAAAAUUAUAUUUACUUACAAGUUACAACUAAUUUAUUAUACUUUUGUCUUGGUGCUUCGACAAAUGCAUUUCAUUUCUUCCAUCUUUCUAUCUAACUAUUUUUACUUCCGUAAUUAGAGUUAGUGUGGUAAUAUAAUUAAUUGUUUUUACAAUAAAGUUUUAGCUAUUUUUUGCAUUUUUAUCAGCUACAGUAUUUAUGGCGUAAAUAUUUAAAAUAAUUGUAAUGUCACUUUGAACUGCAUAAGUAUUUAUUGUUAGUGUUACUUAAUGAAAGUUAAAAUAUUUCAAACGUUUAUAAAUGUUUCUCUUAAUAAAUGAGGAUUAUAAUAAAUCUUAUUUGUAAAAAGUAUUAUCUUCCAUAGAUUUUUGCAAAAAAAAAACAUCUGUUUACUAUUUUAUCUUAAAAGUAUUUUCAUAAACCUACUUACUUGAUAUGUUUGUCUACCAUACUUUUGUAUCAUCCAUUAUUUUCAACAAAUCCCUUGUUUAGGAAAUGACCAAAUCGUUUUUUGUAAAAUAUUUAUAGUACUUAUAAAUAAAUUUUAAAUUCUCUCAAAACAAGAGUUAGUUCAACGCUUUAAUUCUGUACCAUACUUGGAAAACACUCCCACUCUAUACAAAAAAAAAAUAUAUAAGUACUUAUAUGAAAAAUAUAAAUUCCCGAAAUCUCCUUUAAGCAAAGGGCUCACUUGAAGAAGACACCGGGAUUUUUAUAUUUUAUCGCAAGAGUGAUGUUUAUCUUAGAUUAUAUCACGAUUGCAAAAUGUAGUGACAGGAUCGAAAACUGCGUUUAACUCCAAAACAUCAUCCAGUAGCGUACUGGUUAUAGUAUAAACCAACUCUUGUUUUUUAUAUUUAACAAUUCAUUUACUUCCAUAGUUAUGAUAUACUUAUCUACUUAUAAGAAUUGAAAUUAAAAUCAAAAUGUUGUAUCAAGUAAGUGAAUGUAUUAAAUGUUUAUUUGUAUUAAACUUAAGAAAUUGUAUUUUAAAUGUUUUGUAAACACAUAGCUGAUGAAAUAUAUGUAUGUAUUUGGAAUUCUAAAUCAUGUUUUAGAAAUUCAAAGAGACUUGACACAUUUAAAUGAAUGUACCUAUUUACUUAAGAUGAAAUUAAAAAUAUCAGUGUUUAGUGUUGUAUGUAAAUGUAUUUACAUGUAAGCUUAAUCUCAAAACAAAUUAUAAAUACAAACCAAAGUUUUAUGUAUACAUUCGAUUACAUAAUGGUUGGAAUCAACCACCAAUGGUUGUUUAAAAUAAAUGUAUGAAUAUAUUAAAAAAUAAUAAAUAAUCUUACAGUUAAGGGUAAA